Nicotiana tabacum (common tobacco) is the source of this 1352-nucleotide messenger RNA. RefSeq names its product BES1/BZR1 homolog protein 4-like. The record is from RefSeq and is a predicted model, not a curated record. Lineage: Eukaryota; Viridiplantae; Streptophyta; Magnoliopsida; Solanales; Solanaceae. Gene Ontology annotation, biological process: DNA-templated transcription; brassinosteroid mediated signaling pathway. Gene Ontology annotation, molecular function: DNA-binding transcription factor activity.
CCAGUUCAUAAGCCCGAUCCGGAACCAAACCGGUUCCGAAUCGAAAGACUUUCAGUCCGGUUUAAUCCCGGUUUACAGCAGAGCAACCGGUUUACAGGCAUCGUAAAUGACGUCCGGCACGAGACUUCCGUCAUGGAAAGAGAGAGAAAACAACAAACGGAGAGAACGACGGCGAAGGGCGAUCGCGGCGAAGAUCUUCGCCGGACUUAGAAUGUAUGGUAAUUUUAAGCUCCCAAAACACUGUGAUAAUAAUGAGGUGUUGAAAGCUCUGUGUAAUGAAGCUGGUUGGAUUGUUGAAGAAGAUGGCACCACUUACAAAAAGGGAUGCAAGCCAGUAGAACGUAUGGAUAUUAUAGGUUAUUCAGCAUCUGUAAAUCCCUGCUCAUCUUACCAACCGAGUCCAGGUGCUUCGUAUAAUCCAAGCCCUGCUUCCUCAUCUUUCCCUAGCCCGGUCUCAUCCCAUUACGUUGCAAAUACCCAAAAUAAUUCGGAUCCCAACUCACUAAUUCCUUGGCUUAAGAAUCUGUCAUCCGGUUCAUCGCCUUCUUCUUCCAAAUUUCCCCACCAUUUGUACAUUCCGGGGAGCUCUAUAAGUGCGCCCGUUACUCCACCUUUGAGCUCUCCUACAGCUCGUACUCCUAGGAUGAGCGAUGAUCCCGCAGCCAAUUCAACGUCAUGGGUACAACAACACUAUGCUUUCUUGCCGUCCUCUACCCCAGCUAGUCCUGGUUGUCAAACACCACCCGAUUCAGGUUGGCUUUCUGGUGUUCAAACUCCACAAGACGAGCCUUCAUCUCCCACAUUUAGCCUUGUCUCGCCAAAUCCAUUUGGAUUUAAGGAGCCACUAUCGUACGGAGGGUCUCGGAUGUGGACACUAGGGCAAAGCGGGACAUGUUCUCCAGCAAUUGGAGCAGGUAUCGACCGAACAGCUGAUAUACCAAUGUCAGAUGCUAUUUCAGCGGAGUUUGCGUUUGGCAGCAAUAUGAAGGGAUUAGUAAAGCCAUGGGAAGGUGAAAGAAUUCAUGAGGAAUGUGUGACCGAUGAUCUGGAGCUUACACUUGGGAACUCUAGCACAAGGUAAUCCUUUCUAUUACCUACUUUUGUCGAAAGUAUCUUUGCUACCCAUACAAGGAUGGAAAGUUGAUUGUAGAAAGGGGCUGAUUAUCAUAAUGUUGGCCUGAGAUGAAUUGAAAUAGGGAACAUGGUAUGAUUCAUAUAGUCGACCCCAACUUGUUUGGGAUUGAGUCAAUUGUUGUUGUUGUUACUUCGCAAAUAGAGUAGUGCAAUGAGAAAUCUAUUUAUUCAUUGAUUUGGUCAUGACCUAUCUUUGUGCAAGGUUUGAAAUUAACUUC